Messenger RNA from Trichobilharzia regenti, 1020 nucleotides. The record is from the annotation of a GenBank genome assembly. NCBI's taxonomy places the organism in Eukaryota, Metazoa, Platyhelminthes, Trematoda, Strigeidida, Schistosomatidae.
GUUAACACCAGGGAUACACUUAUUACUUCCUUUUCACCAGAUAACUUAGCUAUAGCUCACGGUAGACCGGGUCUUAUAACGCAGAUAAAUAGGGAAGGAUUAAUAUUCAGACCUUAUGCAGAGUUUAGUGAUUUCUUCGAGGAACCAUUUAAGUCAUCCCACAUUGGGAUAUGGAAAUGCUCACAAGUUAGCCCAUACAAGCUAGAAACUCGUCCGUCAGACAUUACUUGUAAGUGUUUCGGAAUUCGUACAGAUAGGUAUGAAGUUGCGGUGCCUUUGCCUCGUACUUUUCCAUAACCUGCCUAGAUAGUUGUGUCAAUCGUCGGCAUUCCUGCAUUCAAUGGCAAGAGGACUAAUAAGACAGUAAAUUUUGUUUUUAUCAUAUUUAUCAUUUUUUACAGAAAGAAAAAAAGACUUAUGCUGAAGCAGUGGAGGCACAGAAAGUUUGUUUGUCUUCAAAAUACCCUACAACAAAUUUCAUGGAAGCUGUUGUGUCACCGAUAGCCAGGUAACGCAUUCCUUUAAUAUCAUUACUCCUCCAGCAUGUCAACUCAACAAAUGCAAGUGGCAACGUCUUCACAUAUAUCGCAACCAUUUCAGCAGACUACUAAGGAAAACUGUGAUCCAGAUAAUAAACUGGUAAUUGAGUUGCAAUCCCUUGAGGGAGAAUUGCAUUCCUUUCAAGAAUAUAUGAAAUCAGAACUUAAGUCACUUGAAACGUUAGAGGCGCAAUUGUUGUCAAAGGGUGUGACCAUCUUUGGAACCGAGAAAUCGACCAUUGACAAUGGUCAACUGCAAUUCCCGUUGGCAACUGAUGAAGAGAUCACCCUAGCAGCGUUAUUAAAUAUCCGAAAUUUGAAGAAUCAUUCGUAGGUUCACAAUAAACUUUUACUUACUCUCAGAUGAUCAAUCAUUCUACUUGUGUGUAUUAGUCGCAACUAUAACUGUUCAUUACCGAAAUCUUGUAAACUGUUUUCUUUAACCCCCAAAAAAUCAAAUAUAAUUUUUUCAGGUAAAAAA